Messenger RNA from Ziziphus jujuba (common jujube), 766 nucleotides. Its product is annotated as heavy metal-associated isoprenylated plant protein 42. The coding region runs from base 1 to 693 and encodes 230 amino acids. The record is from RefSeq and is a predicted model, not a curated record. The transcript is spliced from 3 exons. Lineage: Eukaryota; Viridiplantae; Streptophyta; Magnoliopsida; Rosales; Rhamnaceae. Gene Ontology annotation, molecular function: metal ion binding.
AUGGACAACCAUCUUUUGUCCACACAUACUUGCACACUGAAAAUGAAUCUUCUUUGCUGUGAGGAAUGUCCAAAAAAGCUUAAGAAAAAGUUGCAGAAAAUUAAUGGAGUGAAGAAAGUAAACAUAGAUCGCCAACAAGGGUUGGUAGCAGUUUCAGGCAACAUAGAUCCAGUGAUCCUCAGAGAGAAGAUCAUAAUAUUGGGCAAACGAGCAGAGCUUCUGUCCUUUCAAAAGCACCCAAUUACCUCCCACAACAAAUCUGCUUCUUCUUCUAAAAGCUGUUCCUGCGGAGGUAAUGAAAAUACCACAACUUCUGAUGAAGAUGAUAACGAUCAAAAUACACCCACCACAAACCAAAAAAACAAUGGCCUUCUCACCUGGCAGCGUCCAGAACUCGUCACGAAAGACGAACGGAAGAAGAAGACGAAGAAGGUUCUGCCCAUGCCCGGCCUCAUACCAAGGCCCAUCAUGAAUUACAUGGGCUUCAUGCCUUUUCAUGGACCGUUUAGACCUCUAAAUAUGAUCCAUAGGCCUCCGGUACAGGCACCAUAUGCGAAUGGAUAUGGGCCAUAUGGCUACUACCAACCAAUACCUUGGGCUCCAGCAUAUUCAUAUUUUGGGUCCAGGUCUCCUUCAAGAGUUAACCCAAUGAUCCAUUCCACAAGUUACGAGGACAAUUAUAGCCCACUUUGAGAUUAAUGGUUGAAUGUGCUGAUCCUUUCUUUUAAACAAAAACAAAGUGCAUUAGUAUGUGUAAAUGGCUCUA